AGUCGCCCGUCUGCGGCCUCCGGAGGUUCAGCGUGCCUGCCGGCAGGAAAGCCGGCGAGCUGAGGCCGACGGGCGCGCCCGGCCUACUCCUCGCCAGAAGAAAGGAGGGGGCCCAGCCGGGCCGCCGCGGCCUCCUCGGCCCUUGCAGCCUGCUGUGGACGGGCGGCGGGGCAGCUGAGGGAUCCUGACACUCGGGUGCCGCCGCCAUGGCUGCCAUGAUGGAUCGGAAGUGAGCCUCGGGGCGACGGCUGCCGGCGCGGGCGCUUCGAGUCCCCGCUCCCCGGCCGCCCCUGCCGGGGGAAGCGCGGCGCGGCGGGCGGGCGGCCGACUCCUCUCGGCGCUCGCGACCCUUUCAGACCCUCCGCUCCGACUGCUUCGGCCAGCACUGAGCAGCGGGGAGCGGCUCCCGGCCUCCGGCCCCGGCGGCGAGAAAGAUGGCGGACCCGGCCGAGUGCAACAUCAAAGUGAUGUGUCGCUUCAGACCCCUCAACGAGUCCGAAGUGAACCGCGGCGACAAGUACGUCGCCAAGUUCCAGGGCGAGGACACCGUCGUGAUCGCGUCCAAGCCAUAUGCAUUUGAUCGAGUGUUCCAGUCAAGCACAUCUCAAGAGCAAGUAUACAAUGACUGCGCAAAAAAGAUUGUUAAGGAUGUACUUGAGGGAUACAAUGGAACAAUAUUUGCUUAUGGACAAACAUCCUCUGGGAAGACACACACAAUGGAGGGUAAACUUCAUGAUCCAGAAGGCAUGGGAAUUAUUCCAAGAAUAGUGCAAGAUAUUUUUAAUUACAUUUACUCCAUGGAUGAAAAUUUGGAAUUUCAUAUUAAGGUUUCGUAUUUUGAAAUUUAUUUGGAUAAGAUAAGGGACCUAUUAGAUGUUUCAAAGACCAACCUUUCAGUUCAUGAAGACAAAAACCGUGUUCCUUAUGUAAAGGGAUGCACAGAGCGUUUUGUAUGUAGUCCAGAUGAAGUUAUGGAUACCAUAGAUGAAGGAAAAUCCAACAGACAUGUAGCAGUUACAAAUAUGAAUGAACAUAGCUCUAGGAGUCACAGUAUAUUUCUUAUUAAUGUAAAACAAGAGAACACACAAACGGAACAAAAACUGAGCGGAAAACUUUAUCUGGUUGACUUAGCAGGUAGUGAAAAGGUUAGUAAAACUGGAGCUGAAGGUGCUGUACUAGAUGAAGCUAAGAACAUCAACAAAUCACUUUCUGCUCUUGGAAAUGUUAUUUCUGCUUUGGCUGAGGGUAGUACAUAUGUUCCAUAUCGAGAUAGUAAAAUGACAAGAAUUCUUCAAGAUUCAUUAGGAGGCAACUGUAGAACCACUAUUGUCAUUUGCUGCUCUCCAUCAUCAUACAAUGAGUCUGAAACAAAGUCUACACUCCUCUUUGGUCAAAGGGCCAAAACAAUCAAGAAUACAGUCUGUGUCAAUGUGGAGUUAACUGCAGAACAGUGGAAAAAGAAGUAUGAAAAGGAAAAAGAAAAAAAUAAAACCCUACGCAAUACCAUUCAGUGGCUUGAAAAUGAACUCAACCGAUGGCGUAAUGGGGAGACAGUGCCGAUUGAUGAACAGUUUGACAAAGAGAAAGCCAACUUGGAAGCUUUCACAGUGGAUAAGGAUAUUACUAUUACCAAUGAUAAACCAGCAGCCACAAUUGGAGUUGCUGGAAGUUUUACUGAUGCUGAAAGAAGAAAGUGUGAAGAAGAAAUUGCUAAAUUGUACAAACAACUUGAUGACAAGGAUGAAGAGAUUAACCAACAGAGCCAACUGGUGGAGAAACUGAAGACACAAAUGUUGGAUCAGGAAGAGCUUCUGGCAUCUACCAGAAGGGAUCAAGACAAUAUGCAAGCUGAGCUGAAUCGCCUUCAAGCAGAAAAUGAUGCCUCUAAAGAAGAAGUAAAAGAAGUUUUACAGGCCUUAGAGGAACUUGCUGUUAAUUAUGAUCAGAAGUCUCAGGAAGUUGAAGACAAAACUAAGGAAUAUGAAUUGCUUAGUGAUGAAUUGAAUCAGAAAUCGGCAACUUUAGCAAGUAUAGAUGCUGAACUUCAGAAACUUAAGGAAAUGACCAGCCACCAGAAAAAACGAGCAGCUGAGAUGAUGGCAUCUUUACUGAAAGACCUUGCAGAGAUAGGAAUUGCUGUGGGAAAUAAUGAUGUGAAGCAACCUGAAGGAACUGGCAUGAUAGAUGAAGAGUUCACUGUUGCAAGGCUCUAUAUUAGCAAAAUGAAGUCAGAAGUAAAGACAAUGGUGAAACGCUGCAAGCAGUUGGAAAGCACACAAACAGAGAGCAACAAGAAAAUGGAGGAAAAUGAAAAAGAGUUAGCAGCAUGCCAGCUUCGCAUCUCUCAACAUGAAGCAAAAAUCAAAUCAUUGACUGAAUACCUUCAAAAUGUGGAGCAAAAGAAAAGACAGCUGGAAGAAUCUGUGGAUUCCCUUGGUGAAGAACUAGUUCAGCUUCGAGCCCAAGAGAAAGUCCAUGAGAUGGAAAAAGAGCACUUAAAUAAAGUUCAAACUGCAAAUGAAGUGAAGCAAGCUGUUGAACAGCAGAUCCAGAGUCACAGAGAAACUCACCAAAAACAAAUCAGUAGUUUGAGAGAUGAAGUUGAGGCAAAGGAAAAACUUAUAACUGAUCUUCAAGACCAAAACCAGAAAAUGGUGUUAGAGCAGGAACGCCUAAGAGUGGAACAUGAGAAGUUAAAAGCUACAGAUCAGGAAAAGAGCAGAAAACUACACGAACUUACGGUUAUGCAAGAUAGACGAGAACAAGCAAGACAAGAUUUGAAGGGUUUGGAAGAGACUGUGGCAAAAGAACUUCAGACUUUACACAACCUACGCAAGCUCUUUGUGCAGGACUUGGCGACCAGAGUUAAAAAGAGUGCUGAAAUUGAUUCUGAUGACACUGGAGGCAGUGCUGCACAAAAGCAAAAAAUUUCUUUCCUUGAAAAUAACCUUGAACAACUCACUAAAGUGCACAAGCAGUUGGUACGUGAUAAUGCAGACCUUCGAUGUGAACUCCCUAAGUUAGAGAAACGACUUAGAGCUACAGCUGAAAGAGUGAAAGCUUUGGAGUCAGCGCUGAAAGAAGCCAAAGAAAAUGCAUCUCGUGAUCGCAAACGCUAUCAGCAGGAAGUAGAUCGUAUAAAGGAAGCUGUCAGAUCAAAGAAUAUGGCCAGAAGAGGGCAUUCUGCACAAAUUGCUAAACCCAUUCGUCCUGGACAACAUCCAGCAGCAUCUCCAACUCAUCCAAGUGCAAUUCGUGGAGGAGGUGCAUUUGUUCAGAAUAACCAGCCAGUAGCAUUGCGAGGUGGAGGAGGAAAGCAAGUGUAAACACACAUACUCACAGAUGUUGAAAAGUAACUGAAGUAUGAAGAGGACCUAGUAUCAAGCAGCCAUUCAAUGACUGUAGCCUCUUCCCCUGUGGGAUUGUAGAAUUAUAAUUUUUUUUAAAAAAUGUAUAAAUUAUACCUGGCCUGUACAGCUGUUUCCUACCCACUCUUCCUGUAAACUCUGCUGCUUCCCAACACAACUAGAGUGCAAUUUUGGCAUCUUAGGAGGGGGAAAAAAAUGACAGUUUACAACUGUGGCCCUAUUUAUUACACAGUUUGUCUUUUGUGUCUUAAAUUUAGUCUUUACUGUGCCAAGCUUACGUUACCUUAUAGGGCUAUGCUUUUUGUAUUUGCUUUUUAUUUUUAAUCUCAGUUUAAAUUAGCCACUACUAGCUUAAACUAGCUGCUACUGCUUCUUGUUUUUCUUUUCCUAUUAAAAUGUCUUCCUAUUUUCUUUCUUUUUUUUUCUUUUUUUUCUUUUUCUUAGGGAAAAUGAAACAUUUAGAUAAAUGUCUUAAAUUUUACCACUUGCAACACUACAUGCCCACAAAAUAUAUCAGGUCAGUACUGUAUUUUAAAAUCCCUUGGAAUGAAAUCAGGGUUGGAAUUCCUUGUAUUGUCUCUGAAAUUUGCUUCUGAAAACUGCUGUUUGAGCACUGAAACCUUAACAUUGCCUUAACUGGGCAUUUAGACUGAGCACAGCAACUCCAUUGUUAUCUCAGGAGAUGCAUGUUGCUGAGUUAUUUGGAAUGGAAUAUUUUACAUAUCAAAAGCAAAUCUCAAUUUAAAAGAGUUUGGAAAAGGAAUUGUAUCUCUCUUCCUAAUUCUGUACUUAGCUUGGUGGAAUGAAAAUACCCUGCUUCAUUCUGGUAAGACUGCUAGCUACUGUAAGACUUGGACAGAUUAAUAAUUUGUCAUCUUAAUAUAGUGAAUGAAUUAAGAUAUUAUAGAAUUAAACAUAAUUUUAUAUUGUUAGGUAACUACCAGCUGAUCUAAAUUUUAUGGCCUAUGAAAAUUGAGGAAAAAUGUGAAGAAACUGGUCAGAUAUACCAUAAAGUUCAAAAUAACACAGGUAAUUUUGAUCUGAAAUCUCUGAGGUGUUUUUAGCCUGCUACACUAAGUCAUACACUAUAAUUUAAUCCUUGGUUAGUCUAGAAAUAGUGAGUUGUUUGCAAGUCACUGAUAAUCGUCAAAUAAACUCUAUUGUUGGCCAUAGUGUAUAAUUUUGUAAUCAGUACAAAAUGUGUACCAGUUUUUGCCACUUUGCUUUCAGAUGUUUAAACUAAGUCAACCAUUUGUUUUAGGGAACUAUAAAAGUAAUAGGGAAAGAGAUUUUAAUAAUUGCUUUAUUAGUGCUGGAGUAACUGCAACCAUGUUAGCAGGAAUUUACAGAAAAUGGGUUUUUAAAAUGUCAGUAGAAAAACUUGGGAAGUUCUGUGUUAGGAUCUGGCUGGCAGAAUUAACUUUUUGAAAAAGUUUUAUACACAGAUAUUUGUAUUAUUAAAUUUGGAGACAUAGUCAGAAGACGCAGAUCAUAAUUGGCUUAUUUUUCUAUUUCCUUAACUGUAAUUUUCACUUUUAUAAUAAUUUUGAUUUGAAAGAUAAAUUUAUUUAUUUUUUUAACAGUGAAAGUUACUUGCUGUUGUAGUCUGAAGCCUUUCAAAUGAUUAUGUUGCUCUUAUGAUUGAUCAAAACAAACACUCCAAAAAUUAAGGUGAAACUAGGUAUAGGUGCAGCAAGGUAUAGGUAAUACAGUUAACAGAAAGUGCUACAGCCUCAUUAUGACAAUAUUCAUAAAGGAAACAGGUUUUUUUUUUCUCUUGUCUGAAUAUGGUAGUUUCAUUCUUUUCAGAUGUAUCAUGGGUAUUGGUGCUGUGUUACAGACAAUGAAUUGUAACUAGCAUGUGGUUCAGAAUACACAAUGUUAGUGUUUUUUUUUAAUAUGUUAAUGGUUCUUUUUAUCAUUUCAAACUUUCAUGAUGUAUACCAAGAAUCUCAUAAAUUUGUUUUUAGUGGGUUUGCUUUGGUAGGUCAUUAAACAUUUAAUCUUAUGAAUAGAAACUUGUGGUCAUCUAGAAUAUUGACACUGUUUCCAUUUGCAGUGUCUUUU
This is a messenger RNA of Dipodomys spectabilis (banner-tailed kangaroo rat), 5435 nucleotides long. It is a transcript of the gene Kif5b, whose product is annotated as kinesin family member 5B. The record is from RefSeq and is a predicted model, not a curated record. Lineage: Eukaryota; Metazoa; Chordata; Mammalia; Rodentia; Heteromyidae. The transcript has 26 exons. The coding region runs from base 435 to 3326 and encodes 963 amino acids. Gene Ontology annotation, biological process: microtubule-based movement. Gene Ontology annotation, molecular function: microtubule motor activity; ATP binding; microtubule binding.